CCUUCUGUGUGUGCACAUGUGUAGUACAUACCUGGGAUCAAAGCCAGCUAUAUAAAGUCCUUGAUUCUGUGUGGGUUCAAACACAUUUCAAAGCUUCAGGAUCCUGAAAGUUUUCGCUCUGCUUCCUGAAGACCUGAACACCGCUCCCAUAAAGCCAUGGCUUGCUUUGGAUUCCAGAGUCAUGGGGCUCGGCUGGACCUGGCUUCUAGGACCUGGCCCUGUACUGCCCUGUUUUCUCUUCUCUUCAUCCCCGUUUUCUCUAAAGGGGUGCACGUGGCCCAGCCCGCAGUGGUGCUGGCCAGCAGUCGGGGUGUUGCCAGCUUCGUCUGUGAAUACGGGUCGUCAGGCAAAGCCGCCGAGGUCCGGGUGACGGUGUUACGGAAGGCGGGCGGCCAGGUGAACGAAGUCUGCGCCGCGACCUACAUGGUGGAAGAUGAGCUGACCUUCCUGGAGGAUUCCAUUUGCACUGGCACGUCCAGUGGGAACAAAGUGAACCUCACCAUCCAAGGGCUGAGGGCCACGGACUCCGGGCUCUACAUCUGCAAGGUGGAGCUCAUGUACCCGCCACCCUACUAUGUGGGCAUGGGCAAUGGAACCCAAAUUUACGUCAUUGAUCCAGAACCAUGCCCGGAUUCUGAUUUCCUCCUCUGGAUCCUGGCAGCAGUUAGUUCAGGGUUGUUUUUCUACAGCUUUCUCAUCACAGCUGUUUCUUUGAGCAAAAUGCUAAAGAAAAGAAGCCCUCUUACUACAGGGGUCUAUGUGAAAAUGCCCCCAACAGAGCCAGAAUGUGAAAAGCAAUUUCAGCCUUAUUUCAUUCCCAUCAAUUGAGAGACCAUUAUGAAGGAAAAAGACUAUUUUCCAAUUUGUAAGAGCUGAGGCAAUUC
Lipotes vexillifer (Yangtze River dolphin) is the source of this 884-nucleotide messenger RNA. RefSeq names its product cytotoxic T-lymphocyte associated protein 4 (gene CTLA4). The coding region runs from base 157 to 828 and encodes 223 amino acids. The transcript has 4 exons. Gene Ontology annotation, biological process: B cell receptor signaling pathway; negative regulation of regulatory T cell differentiation; immune response. Lineage: Eukaryota; Metazoa; Chordata; Mammalia; Artiodactyla; Lipotidae. The record is from RefSeq and is a predicted model, not a curated record. Gene Ontology annotation, cellular component: membrane; external side of plasma membrane.